Mizuhopecten yessoensis (Yesso scallop) is the source of this 1365-nucleotide messenger RNA. RefSeq lists its product as uncharacterized. The transcript is spliced from 4 exons. NCBI's taxonomy places the organism in Eukaryota, Metazoa, Mollusca, Bivalvia, Pectinida, Pectinidae. The record is from RefSeq and is a predicted model, not a curated record. Bases 7 to 483 code for a protein of 158 amino acids.
UCCAACAUGGCGAUGUUGUUUCUGGCUAUGACCGGCUAUCUGCUCCUCUCAGAGGUACGAUCAGAGGAGUACUGCUUCUACAGCUAUACAGACCAGGCCAGUAAUAAAUUGGAGGGAACAAUAUUCUGUACGACAGAUUGCUGUGGAACACUACAGGACAGAUCGUGCUGUGCCUCUAUAACUGCGACUGUUGUCGGUAUAAUAAUAUGUGGGACUACAUUGAUGAUAUCAAUCUCUGUUAUCAUCAUAUGCUGUUGUUAUAAAUCUACGAAAACUACAAUACGACGGAUCACCCUCCCGUCCGAGUUCGAGAGCAGUUUAGAAUGUGUGUCAAGAACAGAGAGCGAAGUAUCGCCGUCCGCGGGACAUCCUCACUCCAAUGACUACUACCCCCCUAUACAAGAGGAUGACGAGAGCAUUCCUAGUUACGACCCACCACCGUAUUGUCUACACGAAGACAAAGAACGGGAAGAGUCUACGUAGUCACAAUCAAUAUCAUUAUACCUCAUAUAUAACAGCUUAUCUGAUUGGAUUUGUUAUAUCUCAUUUCGGAGAAAUAUUACUUCGUGUUGGUAUUACGCGCUCGAUUUUUCCCUCAUUCGGGUUCUCUCUAAACACGUAAGAGACAUCACAUCUGAGUUCCGGGUGACUGAAGCAGAUCACAAAAAUGGCGCGUAAGCCUGACCAAUUUCAAUAUUGCAUUAUUUUCUUUUACGAUAUAUUGGUGUUUUAUUGUCAUUGUGAUAGGGCGACCAAAGCCCUCGUGAAACAUAAUAAAUCUCAGAGAAACAAAGAUUAGUUCCUGUUCCAUACAAGAGAAACAUAUUUUCCAUGGCGAUAGAAGACAAUAUUAAGGACACGUGGUUACAAGCUGCUUCAAUUUUACUGUGACAGCAGAAAUCAUUAUUAAGGAAGACAAUGCAAGGGUCCACACCGUCUGCGGCAAAUUGUCGUCAUAUUCACCAGAUAGAAGACAGUAGUCGUUGUGGCAGGAGUCUACAUGUACAUAUAUAUGGGGGAAAAAAGAAAAAAACGUCAGCAUACAAUGUGUUGACACUGACGAAAUGGCAAAUGUGCACCAUGCAGUACUCAGGACCUAGCGAGUGUUGACCACCAAGAUAACCAUGACGACAUGCAUGUACUGUAUAUGUUUGUCUUAUUUAAAAAGAAACGAUUAGACCUACAGAAUUGUAGCUUAUAACCUGCCCGCCGCUGAAUUAUUCGCAUGCUCAGGAAAUCGUACCAAGUGACGUCUAAGACACAAUGAUGACAUGUACAGAUGCACAGUACAUUUUCACAUAAUGUACUGUGUUAUUCUAUGAAUAUACCCAUGUCAAAUUUUGUUUUGCGUAUUUACCCAUGUAA